CAUCCUCCAUCGUCCCUUUCCUCUAAGAAAAACUCUCAAACACAAUGCACUGUGAAGAAAAACAAAAAUGUCCAAAAAGAAGACGAAAGGAAGAGUCCCAGAAGUUUUAUGGAGAGUAUUCAGAUAUCGAGCUCGAACCCUAAGCAACACAGUGACAUCCCUAAUCGCCAAUCCUCCAUCAUCAUUUGUGCUCUUUAAGGCUGAUGAUCCCGCCAAUUACCGGAAACUCCUUAAAGACUGCUACAUCGUCCUCAGCGACAAUGCACCUCCUGUGGCUCGCUUCAAUCUCGAAAACAGAUGGCCUCAACCUCUUAUCGUGAGCCGCAUCAUUGAGUUCAUCGUCACAGAACAACCUUUGUCGAAUAAUGUUUUAUGCAGCGGUUAUGACAAGUGUCUUCGUUCAAGCCCCAUUGCGGAGGUUUUGACGAGUUCAGCGUGGACCCUUUUGUUGGAAAGGGUUGGGGAUGAAUUUAUGAAUUACCUUUUGAAGUAUUCGUCAAUGUUUUUGCCAUUGCCUCGUCAGCAACACCAGCAGGUGGCAGGUCCUCCUAUCACUGAUUUUGUCUUUCAGUCGUCUCGGAGGAAGGGGCAUUCCCCCAAUCUUGUUGGACUUAAGAGGAAGAGGGAUUGGGAUGAUAAGGCUGCCGAUGCUGCUAGCUUAAUGCUUAAAAGACACCAACUUACUGCUGAUGCUUCCUUAAGUUAUGAUAGGACGACAUAUCCUGUUAUUGAUUUUGAUCAGGACAAGUGUUUAUCUGAAAAAACUGGAGUUGCUGCUGUUAACCGUGAUGGGCAUUCGAAUGAAAAACUCCCAGGCUUGUAUCAGUGUACAUUGAGAUCCAGGAAGCCAUUUGGGUGGCAGCGACGCCGCUGCAAAAAGCAGAGGUCUUUGGAUGCUAAAGAAAUUGAUGGUAAGACUUGUUACAUUAUGAAUGAAGGUAACUCACCUGAGAGGCUUCCUCUUGAAUUCAGGAACAGUUCAAGCCCUGGAAAGCUGCAGAUGCCGCCGCCGCCACAAUGCUGUUGUCAUCUUGUGUUACAAGCUCCUAACAUGAAAGGUAUACAGAUUGAUAGGCGGCCAAUAUUUUAUAAUUCAAAACAUCCUUCAUCAAUGCUUCCAAAAAACCAUGUACUGAUGUGCUUGAAGCCUAAUUUGAUCGGUUCAAAGUCUAUGAUUCAGAGUAUUUUUGGCCUAUCUGAUGAAGAUUUAAGUGCUCCGUCAAUGCCACUUUCCUACAGCAAAGACUUUUGUCUCAUGGGAUCCACAUGCCUGUACCAUUCCCUUGUUAAACUGGUUAAGGUUCUUGUAAGACAAACUCAAUGCUGCAAGUAUGCAAGGUUAAUACAUAGGCACUGCUUUGUUUCAUCAUUGAAUCAAAACGCCACAGAAAAUUCAAACUUGGUGUUUGAGGGGUAUAAUUUGGAGAGAGAAUUCUCUGGGAAAUCCCAUGCUGUUGUUAAUGAACGCUGUGAUAAAACUCCGGGAACAACUGAUCCUCAGAUAGUGACACUAAAAUCUUAUUGCUCAAAAAGUCAGGUUGUGUCAUUUAUAUGGGCUGUUUGUAGAAAUGUAGUCCCUCCUGAGUUGCUAGGAAAUCAUGUCAACCGAAGAAUCCUAAGGAGAAAUUUAGCAAAAUUUAUUUGGCUCAGAAAGUUUGAAAAAUUCUCACUGAAGCAAUGUAUGCAUAAGUUGAAGACUUCCGGGUUUCCGUUUCUGUCAGACAAACACUGUUCAUGCUUCUUGGAUACUCAUAUGCUGAAUAAUACGCCAGGUCAUGCUGCAGGCUUGCAUAAGGAUUUAUAUAAAUGGAAUGGUGCUGGUGCUGCAAAUGAUUUGAAACACCUACUUGUACAGAAAUGGAUAUAUUGGUUCUUUUCAUCUCUGGUUGUGCCAUUGGUACAAGCCAACUUCUAUGUAACUGAAAGUGAGCAUGGAAAACAUGAAAUCUAUUAUUACAGGAAGUCAAUUUGGGAGAAAUUAAGAAACAGAGCCACUUCUUGCUUGAAAGACCAGAACUAUCAGUGCUUGGACGAGGCUAGUGCUGAAAGUAUUACAGGCUGUAGGUUGUUUGGUUUCUCAAAGCUCAGGCUUCUUCCAAAGAAAAAUGGAAUAAGGAUGAUAGCAAAUCUUAAAGCAUCAUCAACAAUACCUGCUAAAAAAUCCACUUCUGAACUUCAGCCAUUUCGAAUGCAGAGAAAAAAACAAUUUGUUACCAAGGUGGUUAAAUGUGAACAUUUUAAGUCUGUAAAUUGCGUUCUACGUGAAACACAUGCUGUUCUGAAAGGUAUACAGUUGAAAGAACCAGACAAGCUAGGGUCAUCGGUGUUUGACUAUAAUGAUAUCUACCGAAAGUUAUGCCAGUUUAAAAUUUGUUUGAAUAAAAGAUCGAAUAUCAUGCCUGAUGUGUUCAUUGUUGUUUCUGAUGUAUCCAAAGCAUUUGAUUCCAUAGAUCAGGACAAGCUGCUUUGUGUCAUGGAAGAUGUCAUAUAUGAGGAUCAAUAUCUUCUAAAGCGAUUUUGUCAAGUUGUCAGCACUAAAAAAUCUUUGUGGGCACAUGAGCGCCUUAUGUCAAGAGAUCAAAACAUCACCACUGGUCUUACAAGAUUCAGUUCUUCUCUCCGCUUUGGUUCAUUGCAUACUGUCCUUGUUAAUCAGGGGCGCAGUAGGUAUCUGAAAAGGGAACAACUCCUGUCCAAUCUCACUGAGCAUGUGAAGCGCAAUGUUCUUCAGUUUGAUGAUAAGUUUUACUUGCAAAGAAAAGGUAUACCUCAAGGAAGCAUUUUGUCUUCCCUGCUUUGCUCAUUAUACUAUGGGCACCUUGAAAGGAAUGUGAUCUUUCCUUUUCUUGAAGAUUUAUCCAGAAGACAUUCCUAUCAGGAUGCUUCUGCUAUAGGAAGUAGCAGUAGGGAUAAACUCGUCUCAUCUCCUCAUUACAUGCUUCUUAGGUUCAUUGAUGAUUUUCUAUUCAUAUCAACAUCUAAAAAGCAGGCUGCUGGCCUUUUCUCUCAGUUAAGGAGUGGAUUUAGAGAUUAUAACUGCUUCAUGAAUGAGGAAAAGUUUUGUCUUAAUUUGGAUACUGAACAAGCAUCAGGGCUUCAGUCAAACAAGCUAUAUGUUGGUGAGGAUGGUAUCUCCUUUCUUCGAUGGAGUGGCUUGCUUUUAAACUCGUGCACUUUAGAAGUCCAGGCAGAUUAUACGAGGUAUCUGAACAACCAUUUAAACUCUACUCUUACUGUCUGCUGGCAAGGUAAACCUUGUCAACAUCUAGAGAGGAAGCUGUGGAACUUCAUGAGACCUAAGUGCCAUCCCAUAUUCUUCGAUUCGAAUAUAAACUCAGCACCUGUUGUCAGAUUAAACAUCUACCAAGCAUUUUUGUUAUGUGCAAUGAAGUUCCAUUGUUAUGUCUCUAGCAUGUCGUUCCACUGCCAUCUGAGUGCAACAUUCUACGCAAACAUGAUUGAAAGGUCCUUGAGGUAUAUGUACGUUCUCAUAAAGAGAAGGAUGCGUUCUAUGCACCUUGGAUCUUGUUUCCACCCAAUUCUUCAAUUGGAGGUAGGAGAAGUUGAAUGGCUUGGGUUGAAUGCCUAUAUCCAAGUGCUGAAGAGAAAACAAUCGCGGUAUAAGGAGUUGCUCUCUCGACUGAGUUUGAAGUUAUCAAGGCAUAGAACAGGCGGGAGUACAUCUUCUCAUCUAAAAUAUGCAGUUGAUAGCUCCCACUCCUCUUUGCUUUGGAAAAUCAAGUAUUAGAUAGAUAGUAUGCAGUGCAAGCUCUCUGACGAGUUCAAGAACACUAGAGACGGGGAUGGAUUCUCAAAGUAGCACAUAUGAAGUCCAUAUGAAUCCCACCAGUCCGGCAGUGAAGAUGCCCUGUAAGGAGGCGUGCGGUAUGCACACGCGGGUUGCAGCUGUCCACCUGCGCUUAGGGCAUAUGGGAGUGUGUGGAGGCCUACGAAAGUUCCUAUUUUGAUGUCGUUUUGAAUAUCCAUAUUUAGGUGUGUAGAAAGUUUUCGAAAUUGAAUUCAAUUCAUGAAAGAUUAAAAAAAACAAAAUUCUAU
This is a messenger RNA of Populus euphratica (Euphrates poplar), 4056 nucleotides long. RefSeq names its product telomerase reverse transcriptase (gene TERT). Gene Ontology annotation, molecular function: telomerase activity; telomeric repeat DNA binding; telomerase RNA binding. Gene Ontology annotation, biological process: telomere maintenance via telomerase. The record is from RefSeq and is a predicted model, not a curated record. Lineage: Eukaryota; Viridiplantae; Streptophyta; Magnoliopsida; Malpighiales; Salicaceae. The transcript has 11 exons. Bases 68 to 3748 code for a protein of 1226 amino acids. Gene Ontology annotation, cellular component: telomerase catalytic core complex.